AUGUCUGAGGCAGACCUGGACAGCUCUCUCAUCAGGCAAAUGUUUCGCACUCUCUCCUCGUACUCGGUCUCGGGUAAAAUUGCAGUGAUCACUGGAAGCUUCCAUGGAAUCGAUCUUGUUGUCGCCCAUGUUUGUGUGUACGCGAAGGUGUCUCAUAUCAUUCUCGUCGGUUCUCGGGAAUGCACCUUAAUGACAGCCAAGGGGCAUCUGAAAGUAUCUGUCGAAGAGUGCGGUGCAUCAACACGCAUUUAUAUGCAUACGGCGGACAUCACGGACAUCGAUCGAAUUGCUUCCAUUUUCUUCGGAGUGCGACGAAGAAUCGGCAUCCCUGAUCUAUUGAUUCUCUGCACGCCUAGCAGGUGCCCGAGCAGACCCGUGCACGAGUAUACGAUCGAAGACGUUACUCAACACUUGGAUCUUAACGACAAAAGCAAGAAAGGCUUUAUACGCAACUUCUUAACGCCCGGCACCCGCAAGAGAAAGACUCUUAUCGACCUCUCCAUCAUCGCCAAUGAACAUCUGCCCAAUUUGGUCUCUGGGCAGGAAAUUAAAGCCCACAGCCAUUUUUUGGCUUACGCAUGGAAGAAAGAUAGAGAUUGGUUCCUUACCUUUCAAGACAUCCUUCACGGCCUCGUCACGACAAAGAGACUCGGAGAGAAGCUCAACAGGCGAAGCCAGGCUUGGGUUGUCGCUGAUAUAGAUCCUGCCUAUCGGCUCGCGCUGUGGCGCCUGCCUGAAAAGACCGCUUCAACAUUUGACGGCAUGAUACUUGGGAGUGAAUCAGUACUGGAGCAAGCUAAGGCUGCCCAAUUACUCAAGCAACGGGCACGAAUAGUGAAUGUUCUACCAGAAGGAGGGGGAAACUGA
Letharia columbiana is the source of this 867-nucleotide messenger RNA. RefSeq lists its product as uncharacterized. The record is from RefSeq and is a predicted model, not a curated record. NCBI's taxonomy places the organism in Eukaryota, Fungi, Ascomycota, Lecanoromycetes, Lecanorales, Parmeliaceae. Bases 1 to 867 code for a protein of 288 amino acids. The transcript has 2 exons.